UAACUUUGCAUAAUAUAGAAAUAAACCUGGCUAGCCUUGAUCUAAAACUCUUCCUACAUGUAGUUUCUUAAGAAAUUGUUGCAAUGCGUUGUCACUUGUGCUAUCUAUGGCUUUGUAGCUUUGUGGUAGCAAACCCUGGGGCUAAUGUGGAUAGGGUAUCGAUGGAUAAGCUCGGCUUUCACAAUAACUACAAUGCCAUUGUGCGGGAUUUAAUCAAGAACUGGGAGUCACCGAUCGUAUAUCUGCGACAGUUGGGCUAUCUGCCCAAUGACUAUGAGGAUACAUCAAAGAUUAAGCCGAAUUUGGAUGCUCUAAUGAGUCGCAUCGAACACGAUGAUCAACAGAAUAACUUGCGCACAGAAGAUGACAAAACCAAAGAGCAAUUCUGUGCAACAAAUGGUGGCAAAACGUUGCAACUAAAGAUGAAAAAGAAGAAGAAGCGAAAGGCCGUGUUACAGCCAAAGAAAAGCAAACGUCGCGAACGUGACGCAACGGGCACACAGAAAGUCAACUAUCCCUCCGUGGAACAUCUGUUGGCCAUGACGCAGAAUGCGAAGCCAUCAGUUGAAGCCGUGCCUCAAGUUAAGCAGUCGUUGUCACAGCCAAAGUCAGUGGAAGAGAUUCAUAACUCGAAGCUGCAGCUGCCUAGCCAACUGUUACAGCAGCGACAGCAGCCAGCAGUGCAGAAGCCAGUUGCCGAUGCUAAAGCAAAUGAUAAUCUCUUGCAGCGUCUCGUCAAGAAAAUCAGAACGAACGCUGACCAUAAGUCACUGGAGGUCCCUCAGCCAAAUAUCGUUCUGAAACAAUCGCCAAUUGAAGCCCAUAACAUGCUGAAGCUACUCAAUGACAGUCCUGACAAGAGUGUGUCCACUUUCCUGGGCAGGAAACAAUUCAAUGGAGAGCUCAGCCCGACGACGAUCGCCCGGCUACGGCGCAAUCUGAAGUCAAGAUUGAUACGGAAAUUGAAGCACCGCAAUAACUAAAUUGGGAUAUACAAAACAAGCGGCUCAAAUAGACCUCGCCCAUGGCCAAGGACUCCUAUGUUGAUAAACUGGUGCGAAUAUCUUAUAGAAGAAGCAAAACGAAAAUAUGUGAUAAAACCAAAAAAAAUUUGAAACAUCUUUAAUUCAUUUACUCACUACCAUUCAUUU
Drosophila hydei is the source of this 1151-nucleotide messenger RNA. RefSeq lists its product as uncharacterized. Bases 84 to 983 code for a protein of 299 amino acids. NCBI's taxonomy places the organism in Eukaryota, Metazoa, Arthropoda, Insecta, Diptera, Drosophilidae. The transcript has 2 exons. The record is from RefSeq and is a predicted model, not a curated record.